Molecule: messenger RNA, 1391 nt
Organism: Tachysurus fulvidraco (yellow catfish)
Lineage: Eukaryota; Metazoa; Chordata; Actinopteri; Siluriformes; Bagridae
Product: stonustoxin subunit beta-like
Exons: 1
Coding region: 64-639 (191 amino acids)
Molecular function (GO): protein binding
Source: RefSeq, a predicted model, not a curated record
ACACACACUCACACACACACACACUUCAUAUGAAUAUACAGUAUUCUGUGAAUUAAACCCAACAUGUUCACAUUGUUCAGUUUGUUUUUCUCUUUUUAUUUAGAUUUCUGUUCUCUGACUCUGGAUCCCUACACGACACAUCGUAACCUCAUUCUGUCUGAGAAGAACAGAGUGGUGACAGUUAGUGAGAGAAAUCAACAGUACUCUGAUCAUCCAGAGAGAUUUGACUCCUGGCGGCAGGUGUUGUGUAAGGAGAGUGUGUGUGGACGCUGUUACUGGGAGGUGGAGUGGAGCGGUUAUGUGUACAUAUCAGUCUCAUAUAAAGACAUCAGCAGGAAAGGUCUGGGUGAUGAGUGUGGGUUUGGACGCAACAAACAGUCCUGGAGUCUGAAAUGUUCUUCUUCUUCUUCUCUCUCUUUCUAUCACAACAACAUUAAGACUGAUCUCAGUGUUCCAUCAUCCCCCAGAAUAGGAGUGUAUGUGGAUCACAGUGCAGGAACUCUGUCCUUCUACAGUGUCUCUGACACCAUGAAGCUCCUCCACAGAGUCCACACCACAUUCACUCAGCCUCUAUAUGCUGGGUUCUGGUUUGACUGGUGGUUUGGUUUUCCAUCUAUUAGAUUGUGUGAUCUAAAUUAAACUAUAUAAUGUUUUGUGUAACAUUCCUCCACAUUACCAUAUUGUUACUCCAUCAUCUGUUUAACACUAGGUUUACUGGAUUUUUCUGGUGCAGGUCCCGAGGUGUGAUUACCCCCUGUUGAGAUUUUCACAGUUCUUUAGCCCUGCUUUUGUUGUGCAAAUGCCCCCAUCACCUGUGAGGCCUGGCUCAUUUGCAUUUGUUCACUCAGAGUAGCUCAGAUCCAAGACAGGCCAAAACUUCUGUCUGUGAUGGAAACCUUCAAGGCCUAUCUAUACAAAAUAGUCUGUUUAAUUUAUAUUAAAAAAUUGUGUGCUAAGGUUUGUCAUUGCCAUAGUACAUAUCAUAUUUAUAUAACCCUUGCACAGACCUGGGGUCUAUUUGACUCUGGAAAGUUUAAUGUGUCAUAACACUAUGAAGCUCCUCCACAGAGUCCACACCAUAUUCACUCAGCCUCUAUACGCUGGGUUCUGGAUUGAUUGGUGGACUGGUUCUCCAUAUGUGAGAUUGUGUGAUCUAAAAUAAUGUGUGUAGUGUUUUGUGUAACAUUCCUCCAUAUUUCCACAUUGUAACUCCAUCAUCUUUUUAACACACAAUCCAGCUGCACAAAAAAACACAGAAGAACGGUGUGACCUGGGUGUCAGUGUCAGUCUCAUAUAAAGAGAUCAGAAGGAAAGGAAGUUGUAAUGAAUGUGGGUUUAAUUUAACACAAACUGAUGCUGAUUGUAGAAUAAAUAGUUUUGUGGCAUCGUAA